Messenger RNA from Jaculus jaculus (lesser Egyptian jerboa), 513 nucleotides. RefSeq names its product keratin-associated protein 9-1-like. NCBI's taxonomy places the organism in Eukaryota, Metazoa, Chordata, Mammalia, Rodentia, Dipodidae. The coding region runs from base 1 to 513 and encodes 170 amino acids. The record is from RefSeq and is a predicted model, not a curated record. Gene Ontology annotation, cellular component: keratin filament. The transcript has a single exon.
AUGACCCACUCCUGCUGCUCCCCUUGCUGCCAGCCCACCUGCUGCAGGACCACCUGCUGCAGGACCACCUGCUGGAAGCCCACCUGUGUGUCCAGCUGCUGCAGCCCACCUUUUUGCCAGCCCAGCUGUGGUGGGUCCAGCUGCUGCCAGCCCAGCUGUUGUCAAACCACCUGCUGCAGGACCUCCUUCCAACCCACCUGUGUCAGCAGCUGCUGCCGCACACCCUGCUGCCAGCCCUGCUGCUGUGUGUCCAGCUGCUGCCAGCCCAGCUGUUGUGAGUCCAGCUGCUGCCAGCCCAGCUGUUGUCAAUCCAGCUGCUGCCAGCCCCGGUGCUGUGAGUCCAGCUGCUGCCAGCCUUGCUGCCGCCCAAGCUGCAGCAGUACCUGCUGCCAGCCAGCUUGCUCCGGACCCGUGUACUGCACCAGAACCUGCUAUUACCCCACGAGUGUCUGUGUGCCUGGCUGUCUGUCGCAAGGCUGUGGAUCCAGCUGCUGUGAGCCCUGCAGCUGUUGA